AUGGCAACUGAUGGUCAGAUAUCAGCAGGGCCAGGAAGUAACCUGGAUAUUUUGCGCCAACGAGCACAGAAAGCUGCAGAAUUUUACCAGCAUCAGAAUCAUAUGGAAGAAGGGAAAGCACUUUCCACUCACUCAUGUGACCAAGAUUAUCAAUCUGCGCAGCAUUUCAUGAACAAUUACAAUAGCAAUCACAGCUUAGGAGCACAGUUUAAUUCAGAGAGUGGGCGUAAUAUUUCAGGAGGAAGUGCCUUUGGCACUAACAUCAACAGAGUUCAUUCUGAUGAUUCUUUCGAAACUUCACUAACGUCAGCUUCCAGCAGUAGUUUUUAUCAUCCGAAAACUAGGGCUGGAAUUAUGGAUAUGAGAAGUUCGUACAAUGAGCGUAUCAGUGGUAACGGUACAGGGUUUCGGUCUCGGACAUUCCGAGGCUCUCAGAUAGAUUCCAGGACUAGAACACAGACUUAUGCUGCAGAGAACAACCAGCCUUCAGCAGGUCAGCAAAAUAAAACCACAGCACAUCUGUACAGUCACCAGCAUCCAGCACCACAAAAGCCAGCCAGAUCUUACACGACAAACAGAAUCAUGUUAUACAGGAGUAGCAGCGAUUUGGAAGUUGACUCUGCCGAGCUGGAAACACCACCUCCAGCACCUGCUAUUCUUCACAGGGAAUAUGGCAGUACAUCCUCCCUGGAUAUGCUUGGUACAAGUUCGGAUAACUUCUUUUCAAUGCUUAGUGAAUUUAGGCAGCAUCAUGCUUUAGACCAGCGCAGUCCAGCACCACCGCGACUUAAAGAGCUGUUGCAGGGGCGGUUAGAAUCCUUGUCAGAACCUCAAAUACAGACAGCUACAGAGUCUUCCAGAGGAGGUGUGCGGUUCUUAAAUGGGCUAGCUUCUAAUGAGAAAGAUCUAUCUGGUGAUGAUGUUGACUCAAAGUCCAGCAAAAGCAAGCUCAAACAUAAAGAGAGAAAACAGAGAGCAAAAUCCAUCACAGGCGAGGGAAGUGCUAGUAUAUUAAAAAAACUCAGAGGGAAGAUUGAAAGUGACCUGGCCAGUGCCAAGUCGGAAGAGAAAGGAGUGGUCACAGAGGAUUUACCUGUCAGAAACGACGAACAUUACAGACGACGUGCAUUUGUUCACUUUGACUGCCAGUCAGUUGGAGUAGACCUCAGUAAGGUCAUUUACCAACGGACUCAUGGGGCAUCACAUAAGACUAAUACUACCACAGGUGCUUCUGCGGCCUCAGGUCAGCGGACUAGCCUGGCUCCAGACAAGGAUGACCAGGAUUUAUUAACAGACACAGACGAGGGUGAUGGGAAGAGCAAUGACCUAGUUUUGUCUUGUAUAUUUUUUCGGAAUGAGCUAGGAGGAGAGGAUGAAAGAACUGUAAGCUUAACAAAAGUAACAGCCCAGAAACGUAUUGCCGGUUCUCACUCUUCCCCUGUUACACCAACUGCUGGCUACAGAACUCAGGUACGCCAUCCUGCCUGUUGUGGGGUGGCCAUUUUAGACUCCUCUCCAUCCCCGUCAGGCCAGAUACUUCCACCGCUGGUAUCCCACCGUGGCCACGUCAUUGAGUAUGUGGACCACGGGGCCUACUAUUACAGGCAUUUUUUUUACACUCAUGACCACCAGAAUGUGUUUGGCACUAUGUCAAGACUGACAACACUACGAGGGUGUAUACUUGAAGAUGCAAUACCAUCACGCUUCAGUAGUUCUCGGGGAAUUCCAAUCAAGGAUGUCCUCGAAAUUGCUGUGCCGGAGGUUCAGUUGUCGUGUCUACGACAAGCUGUUGCUGGGCAGAAGACAUGCGAGCAGCUGCUUAAGCUUGAUGAGCAAGGGAUUAGCAAUACAUACAAAGUUGGCAUCAUGUACUGUAGGUCUGCACAAGCCUCAGAAGAGGAGAUGUAUAAUAAUGAAAAUGGGGGUCCUGCAUUUGAUGAGUUUCUCAGUCUGCUUAGCCAGAAGGUCCGGUUAAAAGGGUUUGAGAAAUACAGGGCAGGAUUGGACUGCAAGACCGAUACCACGGGUACUCAUUCCUACUACACCACGUUCAACAACAAUGAAGUUAUGUUCCAUGUGUCCACAAUGCUACCGUACACAGCCAACAACAAGCAGCAGUUGUUACGGAAACGCCACAUUGGAAAUGAUAUUGUCACUAUUGUAUUUCAAGAGCCUGGUGCUCUCCCUUUCACACCACAAACCGUCAGGUCACAGUUUCAGCAUGUCUUCAUUAUUGUCCGAGUCAGCAACCCCAACACAGACAGCACAAGAUACAGCAUUGCUAUAGCCAGAUCAAAAGAUGUGCCUCCCUUUGGACCGCCCAUCCCAGAGAACUGUAGCUUUAAGAAGUCACAAGAAUUUGUGGACUUUUUAUUAGCCAAAAUAAUAAAUGCAGAGAAUGCUGCACACAAAUCAGACAAAUUUCUGACGAUGGCUACAAGAACAAGACAAGAGUACUUAAAGGAUCUAGCGACAAAUUAUGUCACGAAUACACCAAUUGAUACUGGAUCUAAACUCAGCAAGUUUGGACUGGGCAGUGGCCGAAAGAAAGAGAAGCCAAAACAGAAAGUGGUGCCAGAUAUGUAUGCCAAGGGAGCUUUGGUUUGGGAGGUGCAAGUUGAGUGUCUUUUAGCAAUAGCUGCAGAUACAAUUGUACUCGUGGAAAAAACAAACAAGGAUGUGAUCUUUACUAUACCCUGCAGCACGGUUAUAGGAUGGACACCUCAACCAAGCAGUCUGCGUCUUUACUUUGGGGCUGGUGAAUGUCUGCUGCUUCGACCACUGUCCGCAGAAGUUGAGGAAAUGCAUGAAAUCUUCACCAGAUUGCUAGCAGUUACAAACGGGACUGAGACAUCAAAAAUGGCACUCAAGCGUAAUGGAAUGGGUCAGCUGGGCUUCCAUAUCCAGUCAGAAGGCAUUGUCACAGACGUAGAACCUUAUGGGUUCGCCUGGGAGGCGGGGCUGAGAAAAGGCAGCCGGCUCGUAGAAAUCUGCAAAGUUGCUACCACUACUUUGUCACAUGAUCAAAUUGUGGAUCUGCUGAGAACGUCUGCCAUUGUGAAAGUUGUCGUCGUCCCUCCGAUGGAAGAUGGAUCACCAAGGGGUUUUAUCACACUGAACACUCACCUUCCUCUAACGUCCAUGAUGUCUCUUAACACCAUUAUGAUCUCUGAGCAAUUCCACACAGCUCAUCCGCCAGGAUCUGCGGAGUCUCUCCACAGCUAUAG
Candidula unifasciata is the source of this 3227-nucleotide messenger RNA. Lineage: Eukaryota; Metazoa; Mollusca; Gastropoda; Stylommatophora; Geomitridae. The record is from the annotation of a GenBank genome assembly.